Messenger RNA from Gongylonema pulchrum, 905 nucleotides. The record is from the annotation of a GenBank genome assembly. Lineage: Eukaryota; Metazoa; Nematoda; Chromadorea; Rhabditida; Gongylonematidae.
AUGGGUGAUCGUAAUGUGGAAAAAUUAAUCCGUAAACAUAUUGAUAAGCGCGACGAUAAGCUUGUUGAUAUUGUGGAGCGAUGCCUGCGCAAAGGAUACGAUUACGAGAAGAUGAGGAUCCGCGUCAGCGAUCACUUCGAAGAAACGAAAGGAAGUGAGAAGGUUGUGGUGGAAAAAAAGCCGAAAUUGGAGGAACUCCCGGACGAUGUAGCAGCACCAGAAGCUGCACCUACUGCUGUAAAACCAGCACUGUCAAAUACUCCGCUGAACAAGUCGAUUCGUGUGAAAAAAGAAGAGGAAACAUCGGACGAAGUCACUGAAGCAGAGCUGAAAAGCAAAGAGUUGAUGUACCAAGCUCAAAUGGCCAUUGAAGAACGGAAGCGGCAAUUGAAUUUGACGGCCAGACCGGGGAUUGUUGCACAGUCUCUGAUUUCAAAAGCAUCAAAGCUAAAUACAAAAGAAGCUAGCAUGUUUAUGAGUUAUUCAAUUGAGAAAAUUAACAGGGUAAAAGAGCUCAAGGAACGGUUGGCGGAACGUACAGCCGCGCUUCCUCAACUAGCGAAAAGCGAUUUGGGUGAUGGAGUUCUGUCGAAAGCAAAACCUGCGGAAGCCGAGCCAUCAGAACCAAAAAUCAACGAAUAUUUGGAUCCACGCAUUAGUAUGAAAUCAGCCAAUCGAAAACAGCGUACAAUUGUUUUUCAUGAAAAGGGUGAAUUUGAAAAACUGGCGCAACGUGAGAGGGCUAAGGCACGGCUGGCAAUACUGCAAAAUGAAAUUACGCAAAUAGCCAAGAAAACUGGGCUUUCGUCAUCGGUGAAGCUGGCCAUGCUUACACCGUCAUCCUCCACAGCGGUAAGUUACGAAAGCAUUUCAAAUUGUAACUGGGAGUUUUUUUUUUGUUAAUU